Messenger RNA from Staurois parvus, 346 nucleotides. The record is from the annotation of a GenBank genome assembly. NCBI's taxonomy places the organism in Eukaryota, Metazoa, Chordata, Amphibia, Anura, Ranidae.
UCUUGCUGCUGCCAGGUCCAGAGUCUCUCAUGGGUCCCUGUACGGCCUCCCAUUGCUGCUGUCUCCAUCGCCACACUCUGCCAUGUGCCAUACUUUCAGGUCUCCUCACACACUGCUGGGUGUUCCAUUUUGUCAUAGGGUGCUGGCAGAUUACGGGGCCUCCCAUUGCUGCUGCCAGGCCUUAAUCUGCCAUGGGCCCCUGUACCGCCUCCUCAUGCUGCUGCCAGGUCCACAGUGUCUCAUGGGUCCCUGUACCGCCUCCCAUUGCUGCUGUCUCCAUCGCCACACUCUGCCAUGUGCCACUUUCAGGUCUCCUCACACUGCUGGGUGUGUUCCAUUUUUUGUC